AUGGGCAGUGCUGCGGCCUCGAAGCUCGCGGAGGGCGUGAAAGAGGCCAGCCCGGCGGCUCUCCAGGAGUCGGCGAAGGAUCUCUCCGGCGAAGAACGGAGCCGGAUCAUGUCUGCCAUUGCAAUCUUGGAGCUCGCCGGGGGCUAUGCCGGCUCUACCAGCAAUGGUGACUGGGGAGACUAUAGUAUUCGCGUCCAAGUGAAGCAAGAUGCCACUGCCACCGUUAGUGAGUCGGCGUGCUUCUUCCGAGACAGCCCUUCUGAAGACACCACACACACAGGCACGUGCAGCGUGACAGACGAUAUUCUGACCUUCACCGCCAAGGAGACGACGACGACUUCGUCAUAUGCGGAUGAAGGCAGUGACAAGACCGUGAUCAUCAAGUUCAAGAUCCAGGGAGACGGCUCGCUGGCGCGGCUGGCCGAGGACGGCACGAUUGCAGUGAUGCAAGGCGGGUACGACGGUGAGAAGGUGCCGGCGAUCCUCAAGCGCAAGAAGUGCACCAAGACGGGGUAG
This is a messenger RNA of Symbiodinium sp. CCMP2592, 516 nucleotides long. The record is from the annotation of a GenBank genome assembly. Lineage: Eukaryota; Dinophyceae; Suessiales; Symbiodiniaceae.